AUGCGGCGUAACUUCUACAGAUACCUACCACCGCACCAUUUGAACGCGCAAACCCUGCAACAUGUCGGCCGAGACACGUCAACAGAAUUUGUCGCUCGAUCGUCCUCAGAUCCUGUUCUAACUGCAUUUGCCCAGCUAGGUACCUUGCGACUGGACGCCCAAUGCGCGUUGAUUUCCCUUUUUGGUCAACACGAGCAGCACGUUAUUACUGAAGCCACCAGAGCUCUAAGCCUGCGGCAUAACGCGGAUAAGAACGCUUGUGAUGAACUUUGGAUCGGGAGUUGUACGAUGUCGUAUGACCGCAGCUUCUGCAAAUCCGUUUUGAACUCUCCGCCAUCUGCACAAAGUCCUAGUGAUAGAGUGGUCAUUGUGCCAGACCUCUCAUUGGAUGAUAAAUUCAAGGAACAUCCAGAUGUAAAGGACUGUCCAAGUCUUCGCUUUUUAGCAUGCAGUCCUAUCAUUAGCCCGAAAGGCUUCGUGAUUGGCUCCUACACCAUCCUGGACAACAAACCCCAUGAACCGUUAGGCUUUGAUCUAGUCAAAUUCUUGACAGAUAUAGCAACCACUGUCAUGGAUUAUUUGGAUGCAACACGAUCUCAAGCCCAACAUCUCCGAGGCGAGCGCAUGAUUGUCGGACUCGGAAGCUUUCUAGAAGGAAAAGGCAGUCUCCGCAACUCAUGGCUCAGUGCAGCCGACAAUUCCCGAUCCUUAGAUCAAGACAAAGAUCAUGCGGAGGGACAUGUAAACCAAGAGCAACAGGAAAAACAAGUCCUGGACGAUGUGGCUCAAGCUAUGACGCAAACUAGCGCCUCAAGCGGCCUGCCUCUCCACCCACAUACCUUUCGUACGCGCGAGCGCAAGAAAAAAGAUACACGCAGGCUGCAAUCACAGUCGCUGGCCAGCUCAAAAACAUACAAGAUCGAUCAUCUCAAUACCAAAUCAGCGAAUCGACGUGCAUUUAAAGCGACUAUGCCAGCCGACAACAUGGGGACCCAAAAACAGUCACCAAAAGAAAGCUAUACCACUGAGGUAAAGGAGGCGUUUUCGCGAGCGGCCAACCUCAUUCGCGAGAGCGUCGAAGUCGAGGCGGUUGUCUUUUUUGACGCCAAUCUCCGCUCUGGGGAGACUUUGGUGAACAACACGCAGUCUGACCAUGAAAGUAGCGGUCUGGAAAGUUGUUCUUCAAGCGACGAGGAGGUGAAAGCUCGAAGGACCUUCACACAGCAUGACCGUUUCACAACGCAGGUUGAAGGCACUGGCAAGACCACGUUGAACCCAUGCCGGAUUCUCGGAUUUGCGACUUCGAACACCUCUAGCGUAAAUAACCAAUUGACGACCGACAACAAAAUCGCACUAUCAGAGUCUUGUCUUGGGGACCUCCUGCGCCGGUAUCCUCGAGGAAAGAUUUUCAAUUACGGCGAAGAUGGGUCAAUUUCGUCCGAUGACACGAGUGAUGGCAUAUUCAACAGCUUCACCCAGCGCAGUGGGAGCAAGACAUAUAAACUAACAAAGAAGACAAUCCUGCGUCAGGAUGCUGCGAGACUUCUGCAGCUUGCUCCUUAUGCCCGAAGCAUCGUUUUCUCGCCAUUAUGGGACUCGCAUAAAGGAAGAUGGUACUCGGGCAGUCUAGCUUGGACAAGAGCUCCCCACCGUGUUUUCACUUCCGAUAGCGAAUUAUCAUUCAUAUUUACGUUUGGAAAUAGUCUUAUGGCGGAAAUACACCGUCUUGGCGCCCAAUUUGCCGAGCGUGCAAAGUCAGACUUGCUAGCAGGUCUGAGUCAUGAACUUCGUUCCCCUCUUCAUGGGAUCUUCGGCACGGCGGAGCUCUUGAAUGAUACCAUCAUGGACGCGCUGCAGCGAGGAUUCGUGCAUACGAUUUCAUCUUGCGCAUUUACUCUAUUGGAAUCGAUCAAUCAGCUUCUUGAAUAUGCCAGCAUUAACGACAUUGGGCCGAACUCAGGUACAGCAAAACGACCGAAUGGCCAUGACCAUAAAUCGCCGACCGAUGGGACACUGGCUAGUGCCGGGCAUGAACACAAACUUGAAGAGGUCGAGGCGGAUUCUUAUGUCGAGCUUGAUAUCGUUGUGGAAGACACCAUAGAAAGCGUCUUUGCAGGAUAUACUUUCGUCGAUAAUUCACGUUCUCCUCUUGGGUGUGUCACCGGCGCAUUCUCCGGGAGCAAGCCUAUCAACAUGCAGAGUGGAGAAGUUAAGGUGAUUCUCGAUAUCGACCACUCCCAAAGUUGGAAGUUUUCAACCCGCUCCGGAGCCUUGCGUGUGGUCCUGAUGAACAUUUUUGGAAAUGCCUUGAAGUUCACUCAACACGGCUAUAUCUACAUCUCUUUAAAGGCCACCCCAUUGGCCUUCGGAGAGGACGGUAAGGUCGCCCGGUCGAUGGCUACGGUGACGGUCAGAGACACUGGAUGCGGUAUUGAGGAAGAGUUCUUAAGGAACGACUUGUUUAAUGCUUUCUCGCAGGAGGAUAGCAUGAUGACUGGUAAUGGCCUAGGCUUCAGUAUCAUUCGCCGGAUUGUAUCGUCACUUGGUGGCGAUAUUCAGAUUAAUUCUCAAAAAGAUGUUGGUACAGAAGUCUCGACGACUGUGACCCUUGACCACAUCUCUGAGCCCAUUUCCGAGCUGGGCGCUCCCGACGGCCCGAAGAAUCGCUCCAUUAUCACUGUGGCAAAAGACCUUGUGAGCGCGAAAACUAUUGGAAUCUUGGGUUUAGGACUUUCUGAGUUGGACACGACUCUGGGUUCAUCGUUGCAGAAGCUGUGCCAAGUCUGGUUUGGCAUUGACGUUUGUUUGGUUGUGCCUGCAGAGGCACAAUUCUCUCAAUGCGAUUUUUACAUUGCGCCUCAAGCAUUCUUGGACAUGGGAAAUAUGGAGGUUAAGCCAAUCGCACCUGAUCCAAAGCGACUCUCCUCGCCUGUCAUCAUCAUUUGUUCGUCUCCACGGGUCGCGCAUUCGAUGUUUGUCGCAGCCAGGAAGCGUGGAGAAACGGAUGUACUCGAGUUCAUCAGCCAGCCAUGUGGACCACGCAAGUUGGCAAAAACAUUGGAGAUCUGUACCAAACGUCAACAGCGGCGGAUUGACUGGACUGAGGGCAAAAUAGAGAAGCUAGAGGGCGCCUCAAAUCCUCCAACACCUAUUCUAUUCGAGAGAGGGUCAUUCUUCGGCGUGCCGGUUUCAGAGAACAGCGAACAGCCUAAGAAUAAAGUGGCGGGGGUUUCCACACCAAUAUAUGGCCAAGAUUCAGGCCCACCUGAAAAGUUGAAACCUCGAGAGAAAGUCGACAAUUCUCACAUUUCGACUACCGUACUUGGUUUUCCCACAACAGAAGUGGGGUCAACAUCCCAGUCUCAACAAAGUUCUUCAGUAACCGUCCUCCUUGUUGAUGACAAUGAUAUAAAUCUCAGAAUCCUGACUGCGUUUAUGAAAAAGCUGGGGUGCGGUUAUGCAGUCGCAAAGAAUGGGCAAGAAGCUCUCGAGACCUUCAGAGCAAACCCUUGCAGCAUCCGAAUUAUUCUCAUGGAUAUUUCCAUGCCAAUCAUGGACGGCCUUGAAUCCACCAGGCAAAUCCGUGAGUUUGAGAAAAAACAAAAACCAAGAGCCGGGUUACAAUUGUCGCUCUGA
Messenger RNA from Penicillium olsonii, 3636 nucleotides. NCBI's taxonomy places the organism in Eukaryota, Fungi, Ascomycota, Eurotiomycetes, Eurotiales, Aspergillaceae. The record is from the annotation of a GenBank genome assembly.